Aspergillus fijiensis CBS 313.89 is the source of this 2112-nucleotide messenger RNA. Its product is annotated as camp independent regulatory protein. Gene Ontology annotation, molecular function: DNA binding. Lineage: Eukaryota; Fungi; Ascomycota; Eurotiomycetes; Eurotiales; Aspergillaceae. Bases 416 to 1825 code for a protein of 469 amino acids. The transcript has a single exon. The record is from RefSeq and is a predicted model, not a curated record.
CCUCCUCCAACCUAAUCCCCUUCCCCCCGCCUACUCUCCCCUAAAGGUUAAUUUCGCCUCCCCCUCCCUGUUUCUUGGUGCUAUUACCUUGAAGCUUUGCCAUUUUCUGCUUGUGUGCUUGUGUGUGUGUCUCCCGCAUACUGGCAAGACAUCAAAUAGUGGAAGCGAGCACAAAGUCCCUGAGCAAAGCCUUUUGGCAGCUGUUAUCCCGAAUUCGUUCCUUUUACACUUCAAAUCUCCUCACGGCUGUUCUUUCCUUUUCGUGCUUGGGGAAACCCGAACUUCCAGUGAUAACAUCCCGGUCGACCUAGCCGUGUUGCUGGGAAACCUUGAUCUUCGGUGGCCUUAACUUUGAUCCGAUUUACCUCCUGGACCCCCUUUCAACUAGGUUCGAACCUUCAGACAAAGGCAAACAAUGGUCAACGGCACCACCACGGUGCUGGAGCCCACCUUUAUGGGAUAUGUUGCAACAACACAGGAUGCGCUGAUUCUGUUUGAAGCCUGUCUCACAGGCGUCCUGCACCAUGUCCCUCGUCGCCCCCACGAUCGGGAACGGAGCCACCUCGUUCGCAGCGGCAGCGUCUUCAUCUACGAGGAGAAUUCGUCGGGAAUCAAGCGAUGGACGGAUGGGGUGACUUGGAGUCCCAGUCGUAUCCUGGGCAACUUCCUGGUGUACCGAGAGCUGGAGAAGCCCUUUCCGCCAGGGGAGAAGAAGAGAGCGAUGAAGAAGGCCAAUCGGCGCCCGGUGCCGUCGACGCGACCGGGGGAGCCGUAUCCGCGACAGGAUAGUAACGGAGGCUAUUCUCCUUCCUCGACAACCGGGCCUUUUGGCGAUAGACCGCAUCAGUCCGACGUGGAACGUGCGCUGGUGGGCUCGCUGGUGGAUUCGUACGGUUUUAAGGAUUCGGGGUUGGUUAAGAAGACGAUGAGCGUAACGGUCUCCGGAGUGACGCAUCACCUGGUGUCUUAUUACAGCGUGGACGAUGUGCUCCGAGGGAUGCUGAAUCCGCCAUCGGUGGUCGAAUCGCUGAGAUAUAUCCGGCCCCGUGCAGAACUAACGCAGAAGCAAAGCUUCCGGGCCCCCAUUGAUGAUGUGGAAACUGGAGGGUUGGAGAAUCCGAAUGACCCGUCGCAUGCGCUAUACGGUUACCGACCUCACGCUCCAGGCUAUGCAAUGACGAACUCGCAUCCCGACUUCUACAUGCACCCGCCUUAUGCGGCGAUCCAUCCGCCCCAGUCCACACCAAUACCUGGAUACUCGAUGGGAGGGUCGAUUCCGGCACAAUCCGCCCCCAAUCCAUAUCUGCCUGCACCAUCCGCCCCUACUCAAAUCCCACAGAAACCGGAGGACUACACGCAGUUCCGACAGCCUUCGUAUGGCACCAGCUUUGAUGCGCUCGGCCACAACCCUCUAUCCUCGUCAAUCCCGUCGGUUCUCAACACUGCCAUGCCGAGUUCCUUGAGCGACCGCAACCGAUCCCAUUCCGACCACAGCCCGUCCGCCUACCGCAACUCAUCGAUAUCCUCGCGCAGCGUGGCCACGGACGCAACGUCACCGAUCGAUCCCUCGACUCCUGCUACAUACUCGCGGGGCGGGAGUUUCAGUCUGGGCCCGCUUGACGGGUCGCAUCAGCAUCUGGAACACCGGGGGCUUGGGGGAUUUGACCCAGGCAUUUCGCGUCGGGAGUCGGGCCCUAUUCCUACGCCUUACUACACGGGCGGGGACCGACAUCAAUAUUACGUGGGGGCCACGGCCCCGGGCGCACACUCCGGGUAUCCAGUGUCGACGUGGACCACGGCACCACCCGCGCAACCUCAGAUCUGAUUUUUCUCUUUCGUCUUGUCUCAUGUUGUAUUCGCUCGUUUAGCCUUCACUUCUCCCUAACCCACUUUUUUUCUAUACGAUUUUUUUAUUCUCCAGAAGGGCGGCAAUUUGGGAAUAGAUUAUGCAUAUAUGCUGUGGAUGAUUACCCGGAUGAAGAAAUCGCUCUAGAGGAGGUAUGGGCGGCUUUUUUUCUUUUCUUUUUCUUUUUUUUUUUUUUCUUUCUUUGAUUCCUUUGACUACGAUGAUACGAUGCAGAUCAAAAUACCUAUCUCGUCUUUCUUUUCACU